Molecule: messenger RNA, 2534 nt
Organism: Eimeria necatrix
Lineage: Eukaryota; Apicomplexa; Conoidasida; Eucoccidiorida; Eimeriidae
Product: microtubule-binding protein, putative
Exons: 3
Source: RefSeq, a predicted model, not a curated record
AUGUCUCGAACGUUGCAGCGCCCGCAGCUGCUGCUGCGGCUGCUGCUGCUGCUGUUGCUGCUGGCAGCAGCAGCAGCAGGAAGCUGGCUUUUUGCUGCUGCAUCAGAAGACAUGACUGAAGACUGGGAAGACAGCUCAGACUCAGCAGCAGCAGCAGCAGCAGCAGCAGCAGCAGCAGCAGCAGCAGCAGCUCCACCGGCAGCAGCAGAGGCAGAAGCAAAAGGUGCAGCGCGAGCUGCAGCAGCACAUGCGGCUGAAGAUGCAGCAGCAGCAGGACAAUCAGCAGCAGAAGCAAACUCAGAACUGCUUGCUGAGAAAGAUGCAGCAGCAGCAGCAGCAGCAGCAGCAGGUUCAGACGCAGCAGCAGCAGAAGCGGACGCUGCAGCAAAGCCAAGGGAUGGAGCAGCAGCAAACGAAUUUCCAGCAGCAGCAGCAGCAGCAGCAACAGAUGAAGCAGACUUAAGAGGAGCAGCAGCAGUUGCAGAGCCUCCAGAAACAGCAGCAGCAGCAGCAGAAGCGGGCGCAGCAGCAGCAGCAGCAGCAGCAGACUCCGAAGCAGCAGCAGCGGUGGAAGAGCGUGAAGAAGCAGCAGCAGCAGCAGCAACGGAAUCGACAGCAGCAACAGAACAGGAGCACGAGUCCACAGCAGGGACGAAGUCGUGGGAAGAAGAAGCAGCAGCAGCAGCAGCAGCAGCAGCAGAAUCAACUGCAGCAGCACUUGCUGAUGCUUCCGAAUAUGAAAGGCUGCUGACAGAGGGGGCCCCGCCGCUGUACCUGGCUGAGGGCCCCACAGCAGCAGCAGCAGCAGCAGCAGCAGCAGCAGCAGCAGAGCAGGACUCGGGGUCUGGGGGGGGCAGCGCAACAGCAGCAGCAGCAGCAGCAGCAGCAGCAGCAGCAGCAGCAGCAGCGUCGCCGUCUGUCUUCCAACCUUCUCUUGCUGCUCUCAAGGAACACCACGCAGCAGCAGACGCAGAAGCUGCUGCUGCUCGUCUUGCUGCUGUUGCUGCAGCAGCAAAGAAGCUGCUGCUGGAAGAAGCAGCAGCAAAGCGCACAGACACGCGGGGGCUGCGCAGGCAGCACGCGCUGCAGCUGGACAAAAGGGCUCUCGACGAGGAGCUGGAGAAGCACAAGACGACAGUGACCCUCUUUGCUGCUCGGCUGGCCCACAUUCGCCAGCGCUUAGCAGCAGACUCGAAAGCUGUCAGCAAAUUGGGAGAUCUUUUCACUGCGAGAGCAGCAGCAGCAGUGGACCUCGUCAACAACCAGUUCGGUCCGUUUGAGGCGAAGCUGCGGGAGCUGGAGCAGACGGUGGACUCUUUGCUGGCGGAAGGGAGCGGGCCGGUGUCUUUGCUGCUGUCGCGGUACCGGGGGGAGCUGCGUGCUGCUGCUGCUGCUGCGCUGCAGCAAGCGGACGCAGCAGUGGAGGCCGUGCUGCAGCAAGUUGCUGCCAGCAGCUCGCAGCUGGACCUGCUGCUGCAGCUCGCGGAAGAAGGCCGCGCAUGCACUGCAGCAGAACUCUCGAGAUCUCGAGAAGUCUUGGGAGAAAGUUUGCUGCUGUUCAAGCUGCUGGCGCGGCAGCAGCUGCUGCUGCUGGCGCAGCAGCAGCAGCACAGCGCGCUGCAGGAAGCAGAACUCUUCGUGGAAAAGCUGCAAGACAUGCAUUUGAAAGAGCACGUGCUGCAGCAAACUGUCGACAAGUUCUCCAAAGACAUCCAAGACUUCAAAUCCCGAAAAAAACUCAAAAGAGGACUCACUUUCCUCGACCUCAGCAGCAGCUUCGCGGGGCCCCAACCCCAAGCAGUCUGCAGCGUCUUAGUCCAUUUAAUCCGCCAAAAAAUCCCCCCCCAAGAAGUGGCAGUGCUCUUUAUAUAUGGGGUGGGGGCCCCCCCCCUCUCGGGGGCCCCCGGGGGCCCCCUGCUGCUGCCCCCGCCUUCUAUGCUGCGGGCUGCGCUGGGGGCCCUCAAGUUAAGGGCGGAUACUUACGGGCUUAGGGCCUCUUCUUACGGACUUGUCCGAAUAGAAGGCUCUUUAGUCGAAGUUUUCAGUUUUCCUUUUCUGGAAAACGAAAGGGUACUUCUGGACCCUUCUGCGGAACUCCGCGCGGGCUGGGGGCCCCAGGAAAUGGCCCAACACCUCGCAGAGAUCGUCAAGGAAGCGGGCCUUUCGGGGGGCCCCGGGGGGGCCCCCGCCCCCUUCCCGCUCGUGGUGUUCCUGGGAGUGGUCCAGGAAGACCAGACCAGACCACUGCCGUCCCUGGCCUUGGCCCGCAGCAGAACUAUGUUUGUAAGGCACUUAUUAGCUGCCAUAGAACCCCCCAACAAGCAGUUUGCUGCUGCUUGGGAGCGACUGCAGCAGCAAAUUCGCUUCAUAGAUGCAGCAGCAGCAGCAGCAAAAGAAGGCGCUGCUGCUGGCGAGGCCGUCCAGCUCGCCGUCCGCCGCCUCGACGUCGACAUCGUCUGCUUCGCCGCGCCCACGGGGGCCCCCCGGGGGGCCCCCCCCGGGGGCCCCCUCCCGGGGGCCCCCCCCGGGGGCCC